CUGCUCCUUACCCUGCGCAUCCCAGCCCGGAGAGCAAAGGGGUGCGCGGGUCACAGAGUCUCCCCUAGGGGCAGAAAAACCUGGAGAAAAGCCCGAAAGCGCACCAAAGCACUGCGAGAAGCUCAGGCAGCUUUUCUCCCCAAGGACACCCGUCCAAAGGGUGCCCAGGCUCCCCGGUCUGUCCCCCGCCCCCGGAGCAGCUGCGGGUCAGGACAGCGCGGAGCAGGGCACGGAGGGRAUGCUCGGAUGGAAAUGGGAAGGAAGGGAAGGGAAACACAUGGAGAAAGUCCGGAUUCCCCGCUGCACUAAACGGCCACGCCUGAAUGAAGACUGCUCGGGUCUGGAAAUAAAAAUCCCCAAGCAACCCAACACAUUUUCAUCCAGGAGUGCAACCCAAGGCCUAAACAUCCGCUUCAGUUCUCCCUCUAUGCGGAUGUGAAAAAGAUGUCCAAAAACACGACCGAGAGCUCCAGCAACGCUCCCUCAGCUCUGCUGGGCCUGUUCCUGAGCAGCAUCUCCCUGACCACCAUCGUGAUGAACAUUUUAGUGCUGUGUGCCGUGAAAACGGAGAAGAAGCUGCAGACGGUGGGCAACCUGUACAUCGUGAGCCUCUCSGUCGCCGACCUGAUGGUGGGCGCGGCCGUCAUGCCCCUCAACAUCGUCUACCUKCUGAGCCCCUCCUGGCCCCUGGGGCUGGCAGCCUGCUUGUUCUGGCUCUCKGUGGACUACGUGGCCAGCACGGCCUCCAUCUUCAACCUCUUCAUCCUGUGCGUGGAUCGCUACCGCUCGGUGCGGCGGCCGCUGCGCUACCUGCGCUACCGCACCAAGAUGAGGGCCUCGCUGCUCAUCCUGGGUGCGUGGCUGCUCUCCCUCACCUGGCUCAUCCCCAUCCUGGGCUGGCACGUCUUCGCCAACAACGGCCGCAGGACGGUGGCAGGAGACAAGUGCGAGACGGAGUUYUCUGAGGUCACCUGGUUCAAAGUGCUGACGGCCAUUUUCAACUUCUACCUGCCCUCGCUGCUGAUGCUGUGGUUCUACUGCAAGAUCUUCAGGGCCGUUCGGAAACACUGCCAGAACAGGCAGCUCCCCAGCGGAUCAUCCUGGGCCUCCUUGGAACAAAACCUCGGCCAUCAGACCAAGGGGAAGGAGGAGAACAAUAUCUGCCUCCAGAAGCAAARCUUGGAUGGGAACGGCCCCGGCACAGACAGGCAAAGCGCUGCUCAGCCCCAGGAAGGGAAGGCAGAGCCGCAUUUCAGCGAUCCUGAUGAGUCUUCAAAGGAUUUGAGCAAUGGGAAGGUCCUCAAGUGGAGCUGUUGCUCUCUCAGCAGGGCCAAGCCCGGCCUGGAUAAAGCAGGAGAGAAGUGUGACACAAAAAACCCUGGGAAUACAGGGGAGCCCAGCUGCCAGGACAGCGACUCCAGCGGGACAUCAGACAGCCAGACCUUCACCGAGGRGACACCCCGUGCUCAGCACUCCAACCCCAACCCUAAAACAGCUCAGAAAAACACUGACAGGAGGGAUUCCAGAGGCCUGACGUUCCUGAGGAAAACCUGGCAGAGCCUGCACAGCCAUUCCAGAAGKAGCAUCCAGCAGCUGCGCGGGAGCAGGGAGAGGAAAGCGGCCAGGCAGCUGGGGGUGAUAAUGGCAGCCUUCAUGCUCUGCUGGAUCCCCUACUUUGUGCUCUUCAUGGUGAAAACAUUCCACAAGCAGGUCUCAGAACUGCACAUGGUCACCAUCUGGCUGGGCUACGUGAACUCCACCUUAAAYCCCUUCCUGUACCCUCUCUGUAACCAUAACUUCAAGCAGACUUUCAAAAAGAUCCUUCACAUUCACUGACGCUGCUC
This is a messenger RNA of Malurus melanocephalus (red-backed fairy wren), 1844 nucleotides long. It is a transcript of the gene HRH1, whose product is annotated as histamine receptor H1. The transcript is spliced from 2 exons. The record is from RefSeq and is a predicted model, not a curated record. Lineage: Eukaryota; Metazoa; Chordata; Aves; Passeriformes; Maluridae. Gene Ontology annotation, molecular function: histamine receptor activity. Gene Ontology annotation, biological process: regulation of vascular permeability; adenylate cyclase-activating adrenergic receptor signaling pathway; positive regulation of vasoconstriction. Bases 445 to 1836 code for a protein of 463 amino acids. Gene Ontology annotation, cellular component: membrane.